UUCGCAAUCGGACACUUGGCACGCGUCGCCCAUCAAGGAGCUCUUUCGGUUUUUUUGCACAGUGUGACACAGUGUGACGGUCGCUCUCGGUUUCUGGAGGGUUGCCAGUGGCUGACUGGAACAGCUUCUACUCGUUGGUUAGACCUUUCGCAGAGUGCCCGGGCGCUAGAUUAACGGCCACCGGUACCACCGUUCUACAGUUCGCAGUGCCCAGCAGUGCCCGAUCGCCCAACCAUUCAGCAUGAACAUACUAAAGGACGACAAUAUCGACAAUGCGCUGUCGGUAUUUCGAAGCGACAGACAGUUUACCCAGGAUUCAGCCACGGGAAUACCACCACGGCCAGCGAGACCCUCGGCAGACGACGGCGCGGGCAGAGAAACUGCGGCACGCCAAGAAACGCCAAACGCGGGAGUAAAGAUGUACAACCUAGUGAUUCUCAUCAUCGACAUCCUCGCAAUGUUGACACGAUGGAUUUUUUACACACUUGAGGCAUUGUAUCGUUUCGUGGUACCGCAACCAGCAGACACUGUCCACAAUGACAUUGUGCUGAUCACCGGAGCUGGCCACGGGAUGGGCAAAUGCAUGGCGCUGCAGUACGCGCAGCUUGGCGCAACCGUCGUCUGUCUGGACAUCAAUGAGCGACUGAACGCAAACACAGUGGCCAAUAUACGGCAGGAGCGCGGCAAUGCGUUCGGAUAUGUCUGCGAUGUGACCAAUCGUGAACAGAUUGUAAACGUGGCAGAGAAGGUCAAACAGGAAGUGGGCACCGUUACAAUACUGGUGAACAACGCUGGCAUUAUGCCAACUCAUCCUCUGCUUCAGCAAACGGAAGCAGAAAUUCGAAAAACAUUCGAAAUAAACGUGAUGGCACACUUCUGGCUUCUGCAAAGCUUCCUGCCGGGUAUGAUUGAAAAGAAUCGAGGAUUCAUCGUGGCACUCUCGUCCGUAGCCGGUCUAUGUGGGUUGAACAAUCUCGUCCCAUACUGCGGUAGCAAGUUUGCUGUGCGUGGUAUCAUGGAAGCGUUGUCGGAGGAGUUGCGGCAUGAUGCCCGCAAGCCCAACAUCAAGUUCACUACCGUCUUUCCGUACAUGGUCGAUACGGGGUUAUGCAAAAAGCCUCAUAUGCGGUUCCCCAAUAUGAUGCGCCUGGUCAAGCCAGAAGAAGCAGCAGCCGCCAUUAUUGACGGGCAACGGCGAGGUCUAGAGGACGUGUCCAUACCGAAGUAUCUUCUCUAUCUCAACACCAUAAUUCGAGUGUUCCCCGUAAAGGUGGGUACGUUGCUGCGCGAUUUUCUCGAUACUGGCGUGGACUCAGAUUUGUAAUGUGCGUCAGAGAACGUGGAGAUCACAUGAACAUUCUAUUUCAAACGCCAACAGUAGAAGGGAUCUGUCACCGGAAGGGAAGGGUGUAUAAGCUUAGCACAAACACAGCAGACAGCCUUUUGCUCUAUUAUAAUGUGAUGACCCCAUCGGUCAUUGCAAGUUAUAUGAAUUACGUCAAAAUAAAAAGGAUGA
This is a messenger RNA of Anopheles bellator, 1516 nucleotides long. Its product is annotated as short-chain dehydrogenase/reductase family 16C member 6-like. NCBI's taxonomy places the organism in Eukaryota, Metazoa, Arthropoda, Insecta, Diptera, Culicidae. Gene Ontology annotation, cellular component: lipid droplet. The transcript has 5 exons. The coding region runs from base 242 to 1324 and encodes 360 amino acids. The record is from RefSeq and is a predicted model, not a curated record. Gene Ontology annotation, molecular function: oxidoreductase activity, acting on the CH-OH group of donors, NAD or NADP as acceptor.